Molecule: messenger RNA, 2802 nt
Organism: Sordaria macrospora k-hell
Lineage: Eukaryota; Fungi; Ascomycota; Sordariomycetes; Sordariales; Sordariaceae
Source: RefSeq, a predicted model, not a curated record
AUGAGCGGAAUUGUUCGAAGAAGAGUCGCUCCGAUGGAUGCCGACGAAACCGAUUCGGUCGACAGCUUCGAGGCUGUUGGCUUCAAGACCGUGAAGCAUCAGCGGGUUCCGGACGACGAGAUGCCCGACAUCCUCUACAGCAUCCAGUUUUGCUCCAGUACUGGACGGCUUAUGGAGACACGGGAGAGCGCAAAGCCCCUAGAUCCCAAGGCCUCCAACACUGGGCUUGAGGAGGAAACAUCUAAACCUACCCCAGUCAUCGAAAUCAGAACCACCGUCCACGCCCGCUACGAAGGCGCCGACUACUACGACGAGCCACACUACCCUCCUCCCGAGCCAUACUGGUCCGGCUCCGACAGCGACUGCAGCGACAAUCUGCCCCGUACCCGUCGCAGUAGAGAACCUCACGCCAAGGACCGCACCGAGAUGGUAAUCCACUCCGAUCAUCUCAAAGCCGCCUUGUCUGCCGUCGUCUCCUACUAUCGCGAGUUCUCUCCCGAGCACGGCAUCAUCCGCGCCCCCUACCAAGUCCUCGUUGACCACUGGAGGGAGCUCGAGCUGUACAAGCUCAACCAGCCUUCGUGCCACGACGCCGAGUACGCGGACACUACGACGAAGCACAUCGACGUGCUUUUGUCUUUCCUCAGAGCAACCUUCGCCGAACGUUUUGCGGCCGAGAGACUUCGACAGGAGGACCCGCGCGGUGCCAUGGCCACGUUUGACAACUUCUGGACUUUGCUGAAGCCCGGCACCGUCAUCUACCGCGACCGCAACGGCACUCUGGUUCCCUACAUCGUCAGUCUCGUCCGUCUCGCGGGGCCCUACGAUGCCCAGGGCAACGGCGAGGGUGAUAACUCGUAUUACCUCGAGUUCUGGAACAUCCAGUACAGUCGCGGCCUGUUGCGCCGGCGCAUGAAGAGCUGCACCAUCAGCGCGUGGCGCGGCGAGCGCCUGAUUAACUCCCUUUCUGUCAUCCCCGAGCGGUUCGUCACGGACGCCGCUAAGGUCGCCGCCGAGAACAUCAAGCUUGGUCGGCUGUACUGGGAGCUGGCUAAGCAGCCUUCAUACAUGGAGUACGACGGGCAAGUGACCAACGGCGACAGAGCGAGCAGCGGGAGGGGGUACAAGAUGACGGGCCGGGUCAUCGUCGACUGCGAAGGCUGGGAGCGGUUCGGCAACGGAGAUAUAGCGCCGCAUAUACGCCGGCCGAGACAUCGCGGGGAUAAUCUGAACGUGGAUGUCCUACCCCAGGUGAUGUCCAAGUGCGCUUGUCCUACUUGUUCUAGCGGCGGCGGCGGCGGCAACAAGUCUUCCUCCUCCACCUCCUCCAAUGGUCACGGCAAUCCGGGACAAAGAAGAAGCGACCCGUCCCCCUUCGUCAGCUUCGACAAACUCAACCCCAAGACCGACUCCCUCCCCGAUAACUCCACGCUAUAUCUGCACGUCCUCUCGCCCACCGUCCCGGCAUUCAUCCUCUCCGAGCGCCGCUGGGCACACAUCCACCUCUCCGGCCUCGGUCCCGUCCGUCCUGACCUCGACGCAUUCAAGUAUCUGGUUCUUGACCCGGCAAUCAAGUUAACCGUCAAGAGCCUCAUUGGUAGAUUUGCCGCUCCCUCUUCUACCUCCUCCUAUCCAUCCUCUUCCCCCUUCACCGCCGCCGAGAACUCCGCCGCCAAAGAAAGCAUCCUCUCCCCCGCCACCGCCUCCUCCUCAGCCUUGACGCCCUGGCCCACCGAUUUCGUCCGCAACAAAGGCCUCGGCCGCAUCUUUCUGCUGCACGGCUCGCCAGGUGUAGGCAAGACUUGCACAGCAGAAUGUAUUUCCGAACUUGCCCGGCGGCCCCUCUUAUCCCUCACUUCGGGAGACCUGUCGACAUCAAUGUCCUCCUCCUCCGUCGAGCGACGUCUCUCGUACUUCCUCGAGUUAGGCGAGCGAUUCGGCGCGUUGGUCCUUUUGGACGAAGCGGACGUGUACCUCGAGCGUCGGCGCACGCGGGACUUGAAGCGCAACGGCCUCGUUUCCGUCUUCUUGCGAGCGCUGGAGUAUUUCCGCGGCGUGCUAUUCUUGACGACGAACCGUGUCGCGGCGUUUGACGAUGCGUUUACAAGCAGGAUUCACGUGGCCCUGUAUUACCCCGAGCUUGGGGAGGAGGAAAGGAGGAGGAUUUGGGGGUAUCAGUUUGAGCGGUUGGAGCGGGAAUCUGCUCCUUCUAGUUCUGCUUCUGCAGACGGGGGUGAAGGAAGCAGGAAGCGGUUCUACAUCCCCCAAUCAACAAAGGAAUACGCCUUCCACCACCCGUCCGUGCUAGCGCUUAAGUGGAACGGGCGCGAGAUUCGCAACGCGCUGCAGACGGCCGUGGCGCUGGCGGAGACCGAGGCGGCUGAGAGCCAUCCCGGUGGAUCUGUGUCGGGUACGACGACGACCAUUGCGUUGAUGGAUAAACAUCUCAAGGCGGUGGUGGGGAUGAGUAGUGGGUUUAAGACGUUUAUGGAGGGGGUUAAGAAGAAGAGGAAGGGCAAAGCUGCUGCGCUUCUGAGGACGGGAGUGGUGGAUGCUGAUGACAAUGACGACGAAAAUGACGGGGAGUAUGCGGAUGAAGAGGAAGAUGAGCAUGAAGAUGGAGAAGUGGAGAGCGAUGAUGAUGAUGAACGUCCUGGAAGCGGAUAUUCGUCAACUUCUGAAAAUGGGAUGCGCGCAUUUGUUGCGAACAGGGCUAUCAAGCCGGUGAUCAUAUAUCAAAGGAGGUCGAAGGACAAUAUUCGAGGGAGAAUGAAUCGUCAGCAAAGAACGAGUAGGAACUGA